GGUGGUAGUUACGGUGACGAUCCGGCGGGGCCUGUGUGUCACUCCAGUCGUUGAGCUGUUCAUAUUCGCUCAAAAUGGAGGGGAGGUAGCGGAGCAGUUUACAUAAAGCAGCCUCGCCUAGAGCAUCCUCAGCCGGACCCAGCGUGGGGGAGCACAGGGAGUUGGGGCUCGGAAUUCCGCCCCCAGCAGCAGCAGCAGGAGGAGGAUCGAGGUCGGGGCCGAUCACCAUGGGGCUCUCGGAGGCUGUGAGCCUGAACGGGCGGCUGUUACUCGGGCUCCUGGUGAACCUGUCCGCUUCCAUCUGCAUCGUCUUCGUUAACAAAUGGAUUUAUGUGCAGUAUGGCUUCCCCAAUAUGACCCUAACGUUGCUGCACUUUAUCAUGACCGGCCUGGGGCUCUAUAUUUGCCAGAGGCUCAACAUUUUCUCCCCCAAAACUCUCAAACCCACCAAGAUCCUGCUGCUGGCUCUCAGUUUCUGCGGCUUUGUUGUUUUCACAAACCUGUCCCUCCAGAAUAACACCAUUGGCACCUAUCAGCUGGCUAAAGCCAUGACCACUCCAGUCAUUAUAGUCAUACAGACUGUCUACUACAAGAAAACCUUCUCUACCAGGAUAAAACUGACAUUGAUCCCUAUUACUUUGGGAGUAUUUCUGAAUUCUUACUUUGAUGUGAAGUUUAAUUUUCUAGGAAUACUUUUUGCAACACUUGGUGUUUUGGUUACCUCAAUAUAUCAAGUGUGGGUAGGAGCUAAACAACAUGAAUUGCAGGUGAAUUCUAUGCAACUCUUGUACUACCAGGCCCCAAUGUCAUCUAUCAUUCUGAUGUUCACUGUUCCUUUUUUUGAACCAGUGACUGGAGAGGGAAGCAUCUUUGGAAACUGGUCUAGUACAGCAUUGAUGAUGGUGUUGCUUUCUGGAAUUAUUGCCUUUCUGGUCAAUUUGUCAAUUUACUGGAUUAUUGGAAAUACCUCACCUGUCACAUACAACAUGUUUGGACAUUUCAAGUUCUGCAUUACGCUACUGGGAGGCUAUAUUUUGUUUAAAGAUCCUCUUUCACUGAAUCAAGGUCUGGGGAUUUUGUGUACAUUAUGUGGUAUUUUAUUUUACACACAUUUUAAACUCCGUGAACAAGAAGAAGGAAAAAACAAAUUGGCACAAAGGCCUUAGUAUUGCUUCUGAGUUCCUUAUACAGAGGAACUUCAAUUAUCCAGUAUUCGAUUAACUGAUUGAAAUACUCCCUGCCCAUGUCCUUUGGAUAAUCGAGGUUCCUCUGUGUUUUCUUUUCCCAAAGUGUUGCUAGUGAGCACCAAUUCCAAGGUACUUGAUAAGUAUAGCAUCUCUAAAAUUGAAUGAAAUGCCAUUGAAUAUUUCACUUUAUUGCAGAAGAUGGUUGCUGCUCAUACAUAGAAAUUUAUGUAUUUGACCAAUUUUCAUGUGCCAUGUUCGAGUUAUUUUUCACAUAGCACCAGGUUAUAGUCCAACAGGUUUAUUUGCAAGUUUACUUCCAAAUAAACCUGUUGGACUAUAACUUGGUGUGUGUGUUUUUUUUUGACGUUGUCCUCUCCAGUCCAAUGCUGGCACCACCUCAUCCUGGUCAUUUUUGUAAUUGCUUUUUAAGGACGUUCCUUGCAAUUAACAUGUCAUGUAAAGUUCAUUCAGCUUUAAAUCUGAAAGAAUGUCAAACUAAUUAUUCAUGUCUAUAGAAUUGUCCAACAUGCAUAAAAUUGCUGAUAAGUUUUCUGAAUCUUGGAAACAAAAUCAAAUGUACAGAUAAUGUGAAAAUUGGUUUAAUCAUGUAUUUUCUGAAAGUGGACAUUUGUAAUUUACAUGUGCUUUGCACGUUCUGUAUUAUACUGGGCAAAUUAUUGUGGUGGUGGGAGGAAGGAAUAAAAUUAUUUUUCAUUGCUUUUAUUACAUGUUGAUAGGAAAAGGAAUACAAAAAUGACAGAGUUCUCUUUUCUGCUGUAACAUAUUGGCAAUUUCGGUCGAUCACUAUCAGUGAUGGUGAUAGUUUCUUGCAAGUUACAUGUGCAAAACAGAGCCUUAAAAUGUUUCUCGAAAAGUAGAAUUUUUUUUUGUCUAUCUUGAAACUGGAAUCCAAAUAAUAAAUGCAAAUAAUUGUUGUAGAAA
Molecule: messenger RNA, 2129 nt
Organism: Hemiscyllium ocellatum (epaulette shark)
Lineage: Eukaryota; Metazoa; Chordata; Chondrichthyes; Orectolobiformes; Hemiscylliidae
Gene: slc35e3
Product: solute carrier family 35 member E3
Exons: 5
Coding region: 228-1166 (312 amino acids)
Cellular component (GO): Golgi apparatus
Molecular function (GO): nucleotide-sugar transmembrane transporter activity; antiporter activity
Source: RefSeq, a predicted model, not a curated record